AAGCUAUGUGGUAAUCCUCACUAAAAUAUAAAUUAUAUACAUAUAGCUGGAACAAAUGGAAAAGGUUCAGUAUGCUAUAAAAUAUGUAAAGCAUUAGAAAAAAACAAUUACAAUGUUGGAAUGUACACAUCACCUCAUUUAUUUUAAUAUACAGAGCGUAUUUAAAAAAAGAAUAAAUGUGCGACAUUUUAGAAUCAUUAUUUAAAUUAUCAGAAUAAAACAAUAUAGAUUUAACAUUUUUCGAAUAUAUAACUACAUUAAUGUUUUUGUACUAUGAAUAGUAAAAAGUAGAUCUAGCAGUUUUAGAAUGUGGUCUUGGAGGUUAAUAAGAUUCCACAAAUGUAAUUGAAAAUACUUUGAUAAGUAUAAUUACAUCUAUAGGAUUUGAUCAUUGUUAAAUAUUAGGAAAUACAUUGUAAGAAAUUGCUGAAUAAAAAGCAGGAAUUAUAAAAUCUAAAAAUCCAAUUGUUUUAGGUCCAAAUUUAUAUCCUUUAGAAGUUUUUUUACAAAAAUCAAAGUCUAAUAAAAUAUAUGUAGCAAAAGAAAAUAUACUUGAUUAUAAUUAAGAAAACAUGAAUAUUGCUAGAUUAAGUUUAAGCGCUUUAAAAGAAAAUUUUUAUGUGUUUAGAAAUUUAGAUAUGAAUAAAGUAGAAGAAGGAAUAAAAUAAGAAUCUAAAUGCAGAAUGGAGGAAUUAGAUAAAAACGUUUGUCCUUUAUUUAUCAAACCCUUUAAAAUAUUUUUUGAUGUAAGCCAUAAUACUUAAGCAAUUGAAAAAGUACUUAUUAGAAUAAAACAUAUGUUUCCAAAUAAAAGAAUAAGAGCUGUUUAUGGUACUUCAGAAUAAAAAGAUGCAUCUGAAAGUAUUAUUUACUUGGCAAAAAAUUGUACUAAGAUUAAUUUAAUUUAAGCAUUACAUUUUAGAGCUAUGAAUAUAUAAUUUUUGUAAAAAUAAAUUGAAUUUUUAAAGUUUUCAAUGCUUAAUUUAAAUGAUGUUUUUGAUUAGAUUAUCAAUAAUGGAUGCGUAAAAAGUACUUUAGAACAUAUUCUUAAUAUUUCUAAUUAAGAUGAAAUUAUUUUAAUUUGUGGCUCCUUCUUUAUCUAAAAAGAAGCUAGAGAAUUUUUUAAUAUUAAAGAUGAAAUAGAUAAUGAUGAAAUUUAUUCUUUGAAAUAUUGA
Molecule: messenger RNA, 1175 nt
Organism: Ichthyophthirius multifiliis
Lineage: Eukaryota; Ciliophora; Oligohymenophorea; Hymenostomatida
Exons: 3
Biological process (GO): folic acid-containing compound biosynthetic process
Cellular component (GO): cytosol; cytoplasm; mitochondrion
Molecular function (GO): tetrahydrofolylpolyglutamate synthase activity; dihydrofolate synthase activity; ATP binding
Source: RefSeq, a predicted model, not a curated record